UGUUUUUCUGUUUUCAUGUCUGUUGUUACGAAAUUACGAGUUACUACUUCCGAAUUAACAAGGUUCAAUUUUCCAAAGAUUUCAUUAUUUUCUCCCAAAAUCUCAUAAUAUUAUGAUACUCUAAGAAUAUUACAAUAUAAGUGCAAUUCUAUAAUCAAUAAUGUUUGUGAUAACAACAUUUUCAAAACAGUAGCCGCAAAACGCAGCUAUGAAUUUACUCGAAAAAGCCGAGAAAUCACUCGAAUAUUUGAAAAACUAUGAAGGAGUUGCAAAAGGUCAUGAAUUACAACCCGCAGCCGGAACAUUGGGUCGCUGUCUGGGUGCGCUAGGAGCUCGAUCCAAUUGCGCUCGGCAUUAUGCUAAUUUGUUAAGCACGGCUGUACCUACUCUACUAUCCCUUGCCAGCCAUGAAAGCGCAGAAGUAAGGUUGGUGGGAGAUGAGGCUUUAAACAGAGUCAUUGUUGGUGGGUUUGCUUUUAAUGCAUAUAAGACAAAUGCUAUCUUGUUAAAUCAGAUUGAUGCCAAUAAGAAUGCAAGAUGGAAUCGUGCUGCCAUCAACAGAAUCUGUCUUGGAGAGUCCUGGUUACGCCCAGGUAUGGGAAAAAUAAGAUCCCAUGCACAAGCGUUGUUCCCAAAACUGAGUCAAAUUAUCAGAAGAACUACUGAGUUGCAGCUUGUGGUGGAAGCUUUAGAAAGCAAUUUACCAAGAUUGCUAAAUGCCUUAGCUGAAUAUAGUACAGAUGAAGAAAUCUAUGAUCUCGCUAAUUUUCUACUAUGCCGUGUUGAAUGUACGGAAGCAUCUGUUCGACGCGGUAUAAGCUCAUGCCUUGGCCAUUUAUGUGCGCACAGAGAGACACUUCUUACAAAGAUACUGGAUAAAGCUUUUGAGAAAUUGUGGCCAAUGGCAGAUGACACAAUAGCUAUCAGCUGGUUUAGUGUAAUCAAAGCUGUGUUUCAAAUUAAUGAUGUUAACAAAUUUACUGAAAGUGAUCUAUUUACUGUACAGGACUAUUUGGAAUUAUACCAGCUAUGUAUAUCUUACAUAGAAGCGUCCAACUCGCAUAACUCUCAAAAUGCAGUACUGGAGUGUCUUUAUGUAUUGCUGGGGCUCCCGGGGCCCCAUAGACGGGGUCUUACUGCAUUCAGACCUGUAUCCGUAUCCUUAGAACAACGAAACUCACGUAAAAGACAUCGCCGUAAUUGCAGUUACACAAGUGCAAUAUCCUUUAAUGUAACACAACUACCAUUGGAGUCUCGAGAAACGGAAUUUGCACUGAGUGGAGCUUUACAGUUAGGAAGUGUUCUGCGAAUCGGUACACCUACAUCGAGUAUAGACGACCUUAACAUACAGACUCCAGAAAGUCCAGAGAGUGAGAUAGAGAGUGAGGUGGAUGUGGAGCAGCUAUCCCGUGCCUUGUUCGAACGAUUCCAACGAUGCGAAGAUACUGAUGAUGACGAUGUUGCUAGUAGAGAAAAUUUCAACAAGAUUAACAUAGGCCGACCGAGUGAGGAUCCGAGGGUGUUAUAUUGCGCGCGGCUUAUUGCUUCGCGAUUCUUGUUGGCUGGAUCUAGAGGGGAACUUGUGUCUGAUAGGUCAGUUCGUGUAUCUGUUAAGUCUUCCGCUUUGUCAUGUUUGAGUGCGCUUUUGCGAUUGGCACCACAUUUACUGACACACUAUCUGGACAAGGAUGCUGAUCUGAAGCUAUUGAACUGCUCAGGAUCAUCCGAAGGCACCGAUUCAAAUCAGGAUAACAUAAACGAAUUUAUUCUCGAACGAAAUGUCUGCUAUCAAGAUUCAAUUACAGAAUCCAUCAGCCAGGACUUAUUAAAAAGCUCUGAUAGUAUCCUAACUUCAAAGAAAGACGUUAAAUCAUUAGAAAAAUCCCUUGAAAGUGAACUGAAAAGCUCCAAAGACGUAGCAAGUAAUAUUCUAGACAGCAAGUUAGUUGCCAGCGGCUUUAGUGCUGACACAAAUAUGACUACCAGUAACUUUACGUCAACUACAGACGAACAGUCAACCGGUUACCCCAUGACCAGUAGUGGGGUCCUAUCUUCAAGCAUAGAUUUGGAUAUGAAAUUCGACCAUUUUGGUGACGCAGAAGUCAAAGAAGAAACUAGAAAAGAGAGAGUAGAAGAGUCUGAGAGUAAGAGUGAGGAGAUAGAGUAUCAGCAUAUGAGUGAUGUGCUUUUGUUAAGUGACCACAAUGAUCCUCAAGUUCGAGGCUUAGUGCGCAAUUGUGUGGGGAGUUAUUUGGUAGCAGCUCUGCAUGUAGCGCAGGGUGAUUAUACUAACUGGCGGAGUUAUACUGCACUACCUAAAGAUAUUGCUGAUGUCCUCGCGGUUGAGAAACUAGUCGAUCUUAUAUUAAAAGGUUUGCAUGAUGAAAUGCACUCAGUUGUGUCAGCAACAUUAUCAACCCUAACCACUUUGGCACCUUCGCUGUGUCACUCGCUUGGAACAGCUCUGGCAGAAAUAGGCACAGUAGCAGAUAAUUCUUAUUGGCUUUGUCGACUUAAUCUUGUGCAGUUUUAUGAAAAAUUACCGUAUCAGAGAUUGUUCAUGCUGUGCCCUGCAUACAAGAGUCAUAGUGAGGCGAUACUUAACUCACUCUUCCGUCUGCUGGCAGAUCAGGACCAGAAAGUGAGAAAUGCUGCAGCUAAAGCGAUUGCCAACAUCACACCAAUAAUCCACCCGAAACCUCGUACCACCCCUGUCACAAUGCUAACGGAAACAUCUCGACAGAUGAGUAAACUGUUUUGCUCUCAUGAUAGACGCCUUUCGUUAGAGCGAGUGAGAGAGAUGUAUUUCUAUCAGGACCUACCCGAACAGAUGAAGAGUGGAGAUAUAUUGCAAGAUGAGGACAGGUUGAUAGUGAUGUUAGCGGAUAUUAUGGGUAGACUGAUGGCUUCUAAUUGUAAGAACUAUACGCAAGGCCUACUUUCCACCUUACGUGAGAUAUGUCAACGGUGGUCACCAUGGCAACAUAGCGCAUACCGCGGUCUGGGUAUAUUGGCCUACUGUCUCGCGAGAAUUGAAUGCUGCCCUGGUACUGUGCCCCUCCAUACUACAUGUCUUGAUAUAUGCCGGCUUGUAUACCCAGCUGAAAUUCACGAUUUAAUGCGGGACAAGUCCAAUCGCGACAUAUUCGAAACACAAGAAGUUAAAGAGAAGUGGCAACACUUGGACAAUGAUAGAGUUGCAAGCCUUUCUGAGAAAUUCCUCCAAGUGACGCUAAAAAUGCUGAACGUCCUCGUUCAUUUGAUUGAGGAGGUCAACCCUAAUGUCCAUAUUAAUAAGAGUGGAAUUGCUUUGCCUGGAAGCCCAGUACGGCGGAAGACACAAGAAGUAACUCCACGAAAAAGCAGUUUAAGUUCUGAUACAGUUGACGACAAAGGUCUUAAGAAGAAACCGCACGUGCCUCCAAACAGUUUGAAAGCCAACUUCGUCGGACAUUUCUAUACUGAACCCGUUUAUAUGAAGCACUACGAUAAUUUGAGAGCAACUUAUUCUAAUCAUAAGAUAAACCUCGACCCAAAAGGCAGUAUAUUCUACGAUUUUCUUUCAACUACAUUAAGCUCUCUAGCAAUACAACUAGAAUUAUCAACUGAAGUCGAAAUCGGUCCUAUUACCGAAGAAUUACUCUUCUACCUAAAAGUUAUCAUGCCCCUAUGCCCGGAAAAUACAAUAUACUGCGUGACUCAACUGCUGAAAUGCCUUUUCGGGACGAAUAUUAUCAACCAGUACGCUGAUUUCGUGAGUAUUGCCAAUAAAGAGGAGAAGAAAGAAAAAUCCAGUUUCUUUGACGAUGUGAUGCUGAUAAAUAAUAUGAGUUUUGAGUCCGAGUCUAGACGUAAUAGCGUCUGUUCCAAUGCAAGUCAGAAGUUUUUGGAGAAAAAUCCGAGAAUUAUUAGAGAGAGAGAAUUGUUGAUUGCGCUGGAGAAUUUCAAUAAAAACAGGAUGGAAAGGAAAUGGGGAAAUAAUAAGAAGGAGUUGGAGAGAUAUAUUCGCUUGUUCGAGCCGGUUGUUAUACAGGCGCUUAAGACGUACACAGUAGCCAGCGCGACUGGUGUAUGGAGCUCAGUGCUGUGUCUCCUUGGAAGGCUUCUGGCUUUGCGAGUCAACUACUGCAUGUUGGAUACCGACCAGCUUUUCAUUGGCUUUCUCAUGAAGCAGCUGGAACUGCUUGAGCAUCAUGAGAUACCGAAUUGCUGUGAUUUAGUCAAAAGUAUUAUGUUGUUCCUGGUUCAAUUAUCCUCAUCAAAGCACCACACGAAGCAAAUUAUUGAAAUUCCUAAGCUUAUUCAACUGUGUGAUGGUCUCAUGGCGUCGGGUGCUCAAGACGAAUGUAUCGCGGGCUUAGAACCCGUAGCACUUAAGGUUUUCAGCAAUAUAGGAGGAUCUGGUAUAGGUACUGGAUUAGGUCGUGCCCAACAGCAAGAGAUUCAAGCAACCAGAGAAGUUCUGUUUUACAUGUUGCAGAAAACGAUGCAUCUUCCUAAGGUGUUAGAAGUAGUAUCGUGUGUUAUAUCACUGUCCCAAGAGCAACCAGAAAAUCAGUACCGUUGGUGUGAACUCGCAAGUGAUACAUUAUUGCACGUGCUCGCUGAACGCAGCGCUGAAUGCGAAUACGCGCACGCGCUACGAUCGCUUGAGGCGUUACUUGAAACUAUAUCAAAUGAUGUGCUUCUUGAACAGACAAGAGUUGAGAUGUUGCUUAAGAUUUUGUUUAAAGCUCCACCAGAGCAGGCAACAACACCACGGAAGUUAAAGUUACGAUACCUAUCUAUCAUAUUGGUACUUCUUCGCAAAGUACUCGUACUUAUUCCAGAAAGCGAGAUCCUGCUAUCAAUAAAUUACCUAAAAGCGACUUGUAUCGCACCUCAGUCAAUAUUCUUUAACGUAAAACCCAACAUUGACCCCUUAAACGUCCAAAACGUGAACGAAACGUGUGCGAAUCUAUCGCCCGAUGUGAUCCUAGUACGAUUUCUCUUCAAAACGUUAACGUAUGCCAUGAUAGAGCUGGAUGAUGUAACAACUGGUUAUGAAGUGCUGUCUGAUCAUGAUGAAUUGCUGUACUCUGUGAGCGUUGGACUUGUAGUUCAAGUUAAACAUAUGCUGCAUUUGACCAAUGGUUGCGGAUUCCCAUUAACAGCAAAGAGUGCCCAAAACCUUCUACACCAGGAACAGAGUGGCUUGAAUACUGGCCUCUAUAGUCCCGAUGAGAAUAUUCCACUUGACGAUCUCAAUCGACGAGUGUUAAGGGCCCGAACUGCCCUGACAAUGCACUGGUCACAUUUACUUAUCAGGUUAAAUUUCCUCUCUCAUAAAUACUGGCAGAAACUUAUCGGUUUCUCCCGUAGUUUGCCGUUAAGUGCUCGCGCCGCUCAUUACGCGCAUGCGCCUCACGCUGACGCUACGCAACUGGCUGUAGCGUUAGCUUACUGCGAGUAUUUUGUGGAAAACGGUCUUGGCGAAGUUGUCCACUUAUCGUGGUUAGUGGGAAGUCGUGCACAUACCCUGGUGUCUCACUGUACUGAACCACUUGUGGCCGCGUUGCUGUCGGCCCUGCAACGAUGCUCCGCUACCAGUGCCUUGCUGCUUCAUGCAAUUGCUGCUAGGUGUCAGCCUUGCUUGCAGGGUGAAUUUGCUUUGAAUACGUAUAAAGUGCUAUCCUCAUGUCAUGAGAGUCAGUUAGGACCUUUGGUUUUCUUCAUAUGUAGAAUCAUUGGCAAGUUGGAGCCUUCCAUUGGUGCAAGAUUCUCGCAGCUAGCGAUAGAGAGAUGCAAAGAUUUACGAGAUAUGGGUGAAGAUGGCGUGAAAAAGCAACUCAGCAAGGAAGAUGUUCAAGUGGCCUUGGAACUUCUGCAGCGGGACCGGGCACAUCAAAGAUACGCAAGUCUAGUCUCAGAGCUAAACGCGCUGGCAUCAACUGUGUUUGAUUUGUCACCUCUGGAUUUAGCUCAAGAGCGAAUAGUUAAUCCUCAAACGAUUCGUACUACGACGAUAGAUCACCAAUGGCUGUUGUUACAGGCUAAGACUGGGUGCUGUCAGCGUGAUAAUUAUCUACCAAAGGUGUCUCGAUACAAUGAUUUAGCGAACUUACUUUCAAAACUACCUCUGGAAGAUCUUACAACUAUUAUGUCCUGUCCAGAGUUUGACAGAAAAAUAAUUAGUGUAUGUUUCAAAGUCUCCUGUAAUACCUACAUUAGGGAAUUUCUGAGCUCAUUAUCAGUAAACGAAUUGAAAGAGACGGAACAAGAAGCGGUUAGGCAGCAAAGAGAGAUGGCAAGAAGUAAAGAAGAAAUGACCGCGUCCGUUGAUAGUAAUAAGUUAAAUGUCGUCAACAUACACGUAUUCAAAAAGAGCGAUAACAAAGAAUCGAAAUCCCAAUUCUUUAUUCCCAUGACUUCAAUUGACAAUGAAAGCUUCGGUAGUUUGACAAUCACAGAAGAGGAAUGCGAAAUAUCAGUCCCAGAGUUGCCGAAAUUGUACAUAGCCAGUGUAUCUACAUUGGACAAAUCGUUGGCAGAAAUUUUAAGACUCUUCCCAAAACAGAACCGACCGCUGAGCCAAUCCGAGAAUUUCAGCCUCAACAAAGAACAGACUAUAGAUAGGUACACUCGGCGUUGUCAUCAAGUGUUCCAAGACAAAUUGUUUUACCAAGAGUUUAUGACUAUACAGACAAUUCUUACUGGUUACCUGAAGUCGUUAGACAAAAUCAUCGCAGUAAUAGACGAAACGGACUGCGAUCUGCUCGAAAAAUGUAUAGAGAAUCUAUUACCCAGUUCCUUAGCUCGAAAUUUGGCUAUUUUUAGCGUAGUAUCUCUUCAGUAUUUGUCAUUUUUGAUAAGCAACAAAAAAGUAGUGGAAGCACCAGUGAACGCAGAAGUGUCGUUUCGGGCGAAUUUACCCACAGACAACAUUUGCGUAGACAACGUUUUAAGGCUGACCAUAGAGAAUGUUGCGAAAGCUUUAAGCUUUGAGGAGAUUUGGUGCGAACUGAACAUUGACAGUAACAUAAACAGGGUACAAUCAGCUAUAUGCUGUUUAUAUGCGGUUGUGAAGUAUUUAGUUAAGGACCGAAAGCCGCUGAUCUCAAAGUCCCAUAUACGCGGGGAAGACGGUCCCAAAGCGGAUAUAAUGAUAACUGGGAACAAAUUGAUUACAUUAAUUGAAUAUUGGGAGGAUAAUUUCUAUGUGAAAAUGGAAAAAUUGGGGAAAUACGAGAAGGUGAUAGAGAGUUUGAUUGUAAGGUUGGCACGAUUUGAAGCUGUGAGUACUAUGUCUUUAAUACCGCCUAUAGCGUGGGCGAGCGGAGAAGUGAAGACGCGAGGACCGCUUGAAUUGCCCUUACGUGCGCUUCAGGAUAUGGAUGUGUUGCAACCUUUCUUGUUCAGGGUAAACUUAAUAGGUUGGUCCUCAAAGAAACAAUUUGAAGAGAUUUGGGUGGGUUUAGUGGGGGCGUUGCAAGGCAACGGACCUCAUUGGGCGGUACGUGGCAUUAGUCAGUUGUUGGUGACAGCCGCACCCUACGUACGAGGCAAGGGUAUACUACAUGUUCCAAGGGUCUAUUUACCGUGGAACGAUGGUAUGCAAAGAUUGCGAAACAUCCUUGUCGGGACAUCUGCGUACAGAAUAUUUGAGGACAUAAAUUUGGAACGCGUCCCACUACAAGAAGACAACAUUGCCGGGUAUCAGUACGCACAGUUUAGUACUGAGUACCUUAAACUGGCUUCGGAUCUUGUUGACGAGGCACACUACCGUGUACGUAGAGAAGUGAAACGCAAGCGCAAGUGUACGGAGAUAGACGUAAACAGUUGCGUACAAUUAUUGAUGGAUGUCGCUACUGAUAUGCUUGAACCACAAGCACCAACUGGUCUUGCAGCCCGUGUUUCCCUACUCUCAGCGAUAACGAAUACAAGCUCAGUAUUCAGUUCGGCCAAUAUAUGGCGACGGGCUGGCACUCAACUAAGUGCCUUACACGCCGCUCAAUGGCCCCACGCUGCUUCAGCGGCCUUACACGCUUUAGCCCAUUGCCUCCCCGUGCUGCAUGCUGCAGCGCCAGACGACACGAAACAGGAAUUAACGGCAGUACAUGAGAAGUUGUUGAAAUCUCUAUCAGCAAGUUAUGCGCCGCUGCGACAAGCCGCGUUAAGGGGAUGGUUGCUGCAAUUGCCUUAUGCGGCUGCUAGUGAUACAUUGCCAGAUUUACGACAAGUUGUAGCACGUCAAUUGGCUGACCCGUCCCGGAUAUCCGUAUACGAGCAGAGUCUAUAUUGGGCGGUGUUAUUCUCCCUGGCGCCUGACCAAUCCCUUUUAGCCGCUAAUUUCUUGGCUGCGAACCCCCACCACUAUUGUGCGGAACUCGUUGCAAGGGGUAUCAUAUCUGUGUUACGAAGGCAAGUGCUGCCAAAGGAUAUCAAGAAAAAUCUUGUAGAAAAACUUUUAGAAAACAUGAACAAGUACUCUGAAGAACACGCAGUUCAAAUACUCCUUGUUCAUCUGUUUUCUGCGGAUAGCAAACUCUUAUCGUCAGGCCGUCGCGAAGUAUCAGACAUGGAUCCCGACGUACUCAUGAGCGCAAUGGAACGUAUAACGCGCUUAUACGCAUCUUUACGUCACGUUUCACGUCCCGACGUACAAAGUAUAUGUGGCAAUGCAUUGCGGCAUUUAUUAAGAGAAACUCUACCACCUGCUGCGACACUAAGCCGAGUCUUAAUAGAGCUUUUAGAUACAUGCAAAAUGGCUGAGGCAAUUGUGCCUGACCCUUUGAGUGAUCGGGACGUCUGCGUGCGCGCAGCUAUCGCUAACUGCGAGGUUGUUUUUGAGGUAUUCCAAACAUCAGUUUCUCAAUCUCAAUUACCAGUUCUCAGCGGUUGGUUAUUUGAGGCUUUAGGCCAAUUGGUCGGUGGGAGGGUCUCUCCUAAGCUCCUCCCACAUGUGCUAUUGCCACUGUUAGUCGCCGCUUCGCCCUGCCCACUUUUGAGGCAUACGCAGUCUUUGGCACUACACGUGUUUCAUAGCGGGUUCUAUUCACAAGUGAAUCAAGAUUUUGGGAUAUUCAGCGACUUAUUCAGGAGCACAAACACUAUGUCAUACUCCGAGCGUCGGUUGCUUUGUCUCGUGGCUCUUCACUCACAGUUUACAGACCAACAGUUGCUCAGAUUGCGAGAGUUGUGUGAAGAUAACGAGUAUUUGAUUGAUUUAAGACAAUGCUUGCUAGAUGUAACUAGCUAGUGGCAAGUUAAAUAAGAUAAUAGAUAAGAGACCACUACAAAAGAGCAAAUGCGUUUAAUCAGUUUUAAGAACAACGUUUAGACGGCGAGAGUUACUGAAGACAAUAUGUAAUAGACUUGCUUGGCUUGUAAGAAUAGUAUGAGGUAGAGAAAAUUAUAUAAGACACUCUUAUGCUAACAAAAGAGGUAAAAAAAUUAUAUAAAGGUAUCACAUCUAAAACUUGUGUUUUACGAAAUAUUAGUAUUGGCUUUGUAGCCUAAUAUAAUAAUAUUCGAAAUUUUAUUCAUAAUGUUACGUGGUUAAUAUUUUAAAAAUUAAU
Pieris napi is the source of this 9557-nucleotide messenger RNA. It is a transcript of the gene htt, whose product is annotated as huntingtin. Gene Ontology annotation, cellular component: cytoplasm; nucleus. The transcript has 42 exons. The coding region runs from base 209 to 9238 and encodes 3009 amino acids. The record is from RefSeq and is a predicted model, not a curated record. Lineage: Eukaryota; Metazoa; Arthropoda; Insecta; Lepidoptera; Pieridae.